AUGAAGACGUUCGUUGGAAUACUCGUUGUGCUCACAGUGAUUGCCGUUUCGACGGCCGCCGAGGAAGCGGAGUCGAGGGAAGCGAAAUCCGUCAAAGUGGUCCGAUCACCCCGGAUCGAAGAACGAAGACAUAAGUUCCACAGUUCGAUGUCGAAGAACGCCGUCAGCGCCGAGGCUGUCGAGUUGAAAACGCAGCAGGAGGUCGGCAAAUUCAUGAGCCCUCGAAACCUCAUCAAAACGGCUAUUAAGUUGGUUUUCGGUUCCGACGAGGAAAGCGCCGCAACAUCGCGUCAGAUCAUAAACCUCCUCGUCACCGUGCUUGACAUGGUCAAGACGACCUUUGGCGCUCGUGCGCGUGCAGCUCAACAGGGUCGUGGCUUGAACGGAGCUUUCGACGACAUCACGAUCGCCGGAGCCUCAAUGAUGAAAGGCCUCCUGAGAUCGGCGAUGGCCAAGGACGAGAACUGCAUGCAGAGAUAUCUGUGCGAAGCCUCCAAAGAUGCCGUCAAGGAGGGUCACGAACUCGGUUAUCUCGUGGCACAGUUCGGCGGGUAUGCUGCUAGCUACGCCCUGGAGAAGCAAAAGAACCUGAAAUUCGACUUCAGCUACAACGCCACCAGGAACGGCCGUUCAGGAGACGACUGUUUCACGUUAUACCAGACCUGCAACGAGGCAGUUUAGCUUCGCGACAGUUUGAGGCGAUUCGAACCUUAGGCAGCGUUUUCAGAUGAUCAUCUUCUCUUCCAGUCACAAAACACCAUUUCUAUUUAUUGCUCCACUUCUCCAUUUCCCUCCCGUACCUGAAUAAAGAGAUUAAUAUAUUGA
Messenger RNA from Galendromus occidentalis (western predatory mite), 825 nucleotides. RefSeq lists its product as uncharacterized. Bases 1 to 681 code for a protein of 226 amino acids. The transcript has 3 exons. The record is from RefSeq and is a predicted model, not a curated record. Lineage: Eukaryota; Metazoa; Arthropoda; Arachnida; Mesostigmata; Phytoseiidae.